Molecule: messenger RNA, 1442 nt
Organism: Solenopsis invicta (red fire ant)
Lineage: Eukaryota; Metazoa; Arthropoda; Insecta; Hymenoptera; Formicidae
Product: enoyl-CoA hydratase domain-containing protein 3, mitochondrial
Exons: 6
Coding region: 466-1332 (288 amino acids)
Cellular component (GO): mitochondrion
Molecular function (GO): hydro-lyase activity
Source: RefSeq, a predicted model, not a curated record
UAAAUAUGAUUAUUAAAAUAUAAUAUUCCACAAUUAGUAUGUGUUUUUAAAUAAAAUAUUAAACUAUUGUUUUUUAUUAUGUUAUUAUUACAAUAUUUUAUUUAAUUGAAAUUUUUUGUAGGAUGACAAGCUCUUAUAAAUAUCAAGACCUGAAUAAGCCUUUAUUGCUUUUAUUAUUCAUUAAAUUAUCAUUAACAAAAAUUUCAGUUUAAAAAAUAUACGUAAUUUCCACCUUCGAAAUUGCGCGGGUCCGUGACGGCAAUAUUAUCGUACCGUGUUAUGGCGUGACAGCUAACCUUCCUGAACGAUAAGCUGUUUAUUAUGCCUUUGGAUCAAGUCUCACGUUAGUAUAAGUCGGCGUCGAGUUCAAAGUACGCGAUACACCUCGUGUCAAACUAACCUAAAUCUCUUAUCUAGAAUUUUAUAUACAAGAAUUUUAUAUACAAUAUAGAGUGUCGUGACGAAAUGAUAGUCUCAAGAUUCGUGUUGAAAAAUGGCCUCGCCGUUUCUCAGGGAAGAUACAUUACAAGAACAUUAUCCACCGAAAAGAAAUAUGUGGAGACGACUGAGAGAAACGGGGUCAGAACCAUCUGUUUGUGCGACUCUUCUUCGCGCAACUCUUUAUCAUUGGAAAUGAUGAAAACCCUGGUGACAGAGAUCAAAAGGGACGAGAACAAUAAGGAUCUUCGAUCGAUUGUAUUGAUGUCCGAGCCAGGAAAGGUGUUCUCCGCCGGGCACAAUCUGAAAGAACUGACGGCUGCGAACGCCAAGUUUCACAAGGAUGUGUUCGAGACCUGUUCAGGGCUAAUGCGAGCCAUCAGUCAGAGUCCAGUGCCGGUGAUCGCGGCAGUGGAUGGUUUGGCAGCUGCAGCCGGUUGUCAAUUGGUCGCAGCAUGUGACAUCACGGUGUGCACCGAAAGAAGUUCGUUCUCUACUCCAGGAGCGAAUCUUGGAAUAUUUUGCUCGACGCCGGGUAUACCUCUAGUGCGCAAUGUGCCAAGAAAAAGCGCAAUGUACAUGCUGUUCACGGGAUUUUCCAUUUCUGGCAAAGAAGCUUACGAGUGCGGUCUCGUUAGCAAAGUUGUGCCAAACGAUAAGCUUGAUGAAGAAGUACGUCGAAUUACAGAUGCAAUCAGCACGAAGAGCCGUUCGAUCAUGCAUAUAGGUAAAAAGUUCUUACACGAGCAAAUGAGUCUUGAUAUAUCGACGGCAUAUGCUUUGGGCACUGAGAUAAUGGUGAAUAAUUUGAAGAUGAAAGAUGCACAGGAAGGAAUACGAAGUUUUGUAGAAAAGAGAAAGCCAAAUUGGUCGCAUGAUUAUGAAAAUAAUUAAUUAUAUCUAUACGUAACAUUUUUUACAUGUGAAGCUUUUUUACAUUGGAUAUUAUUGCGAUACUUUUUAUCUGUGUAAAAUUUUAAUAAUAAAACAAUUAAAAAAAUAUA